Molecule: messenger RNA, 1720 nt
Organism: Exophiala xenobiotica
Lineage: Eukaryota; Fungi; Ascomycota; Eurotiomycetes; Chaetothyriales; Herpotrichiellaceae
Exons: 1
Coding region: 1-1680 (559 amino acids)
Biological process (GO): transmembrane transport; amino acid transport
Cellular component (GO): membrane
Molecular function (GO): transmembrane transporter activity
Source: RefSeq, a predicted model, not a curated record
AUGACCAUCUCCAACCACCUUUCUGGGUCCGCAGAAACAUCACGCCGCGAUGACCAAGUCUCACACGAUGCCGACGUCCUCGCAACACUGGGCCACCCCCAAGAACUCGCCCGUCAAUUCAACCUAUGGAGCAUGCUCGCGCUGGCCUUCACUGUGCUGGGCACAUGGUCGACCUUGGCACAGAACCUCGCAAGCGGCCUCUCUGCUGGCGGUCCAGUCAGUAUUCUCUGGGGCCUAGCCCUCGUCACGUUCUGCAAUCUCUGCGUUGCCGUCUCCUUGGGUGAAUUGACCAGCGCCAUGCCCACGGCCCUCGGCCAAGCCUACUGGAUCUUCCGCAUCCAGCCAACGCCCUUUGGCCGCUUCCUCUCAUACAUGUGUGCUUGGAUCAACACCUUCGGAUGGUGGACACUCACGGCUUCCCAAACAGCCUUCAUGACAAACUUCAUCUUGUCCAUGAAGACGAUAUUCGAGCCCAACUGGCCAGCAGCCGGAUACGGGUGGCUCGAGUUCUUGAUCUACAUCGGCCUCACACUUUUGCUGACGCUGAUCAACAUCAUAGCCUGCCGCAAAGACCGCGUCCUGCCUUGGAUCAACAACGUCGUUGGCGCCCAGUUCACUCUGCUAUUUCUCGCUUUCGCGCUGGCAUUGCUCAUCUCCGUGGGCGUCAAGGCCCAUCUCGCCUACCAGUCCGGUUCGUUCGUCUUCGGCACCUGGAUCAACACGACCGGCUGGCCGAACGGUGUGAUCUGGUUCACAGGCCUGAUUCAGUCCGCCUACGGCCUGACGGCGUUCGAUGCGUGCAUCCAUAUGGUCGAAGAACUGCCAGCGCCAUCCAGGAACGGUCCCAAGGUGAUAUGGCUGUCCGUCAUGAUCGGUGCAGUCUCUGGCUUUCUUUUCAUGAUGGUCUGCUUGUUCUGCGUACAGGACAUAGGCGAUCUGACCAACGCCGAUCUCCCAUUCGUCGAACUGUGCCUUUCGACAAUGGGGCUGACCGGGGCUGCAGUCCUACUUGCUCUCUUCGUGGUGAACGGAGUGGGUCAGAACAUCAGCAUCAUGACCACGGCGAGUCGAUUGACGUGGGGUUUCGCGCGCGAUGGCGGGCUACCUUGGCACAGCUAUCUUGCCAUGGUGAACGGAUAUUGGCACGUCCCUGUGCGUGCGCUAUGGGUCCAGGGGGUUCUCAUCGCCCUCGUCGGCUUGUUAUAUCUGUUCGCCAACACCGUGCUGCAAGCUAUAUUGAGCGUGAGCACGAUCGCUCUGACAAUCUCAUACGGCAUCCCGAUUGCAGUGUUAUUAGUCGUUGGCCGGGACAAGUUACUACCCAUGCAGGGUGAGUUCCGUCUCGGGCGAUGGGGCUUUGCAGCGAAUGUGGUCAGUCUGAUCUACUGUGCCAUAACAACGGUGUUUUUCUUCUUCCCGAGCGAUCCGAACCCGGCGCCGGCGGAUAUGAAUUGGGCAAUCGCCGUGUUUGGUGUCAUGUUGGUCAUCGCCGUGGGGUUCUGGUUCGUGCAGGGACGCAGCUCGUAUUUGAGGACGGAGGAGUCCAUGUUGAGGGAACUGGUCAGUCAGGCUGGGGAGGAAGAUGUGCUGGAUGUCACCAGAUAUGGUGACGACGACACCGCAAAGGAUACUGGAGUGGUAGGACCCGGGAUGGAGCGUGAGCAUAGGAAGAGGGUAUGAUGGGAUGUUUCUGGGCGGUACUGCGGUACUGAUGAACUGA